This is a messenger RNA of Arachis stenosperma, 1728 nucleotides long. RefSeq lists its product as uncharacterized. The transcript has a single exon. Lineage: Eukaryota; Viridiplantae; Streptophyta; Magnoliopsida; Fabales; Fabaceae. The coding region runs from base 1 to 1728 and encodes 575 amino acids. The record is from RefSeq and is a predicted model, not a curated record.
AUGGAAAAACGAGAUGAGAUCAACAAGGCUCAAUUCGAGGCUUUGAACACUCAAUUGGCCAAUCUCACCAACAUGCUCUCAAAAAUGAACAUGUCAAGCCAACCACCAACUCCCAAUAACAACACCACUCAACCCUCAAGCUCAUCCAACCUUCCAUCCCAACCCCAACCAAACCCAAGAGGCGGUCUUAAUGCCAUUACUCUAUGGUUGGGGACUACAUUAGAGGAGAUACCUCCAAGGGCUAUGGGAGAAAUGCAUGAGGAAGAGGUAGUUGUUGGAGCUCCAUAUGAAGGAGAUGUGGUAGACAAAAGGCAUAAGGAAGAAGGAGUCAACCUCAAGAAACCCAAGAGGAAAGCCGUAGUUGAUAAGUCAAUUCCCAUUCCAUUUCCUUCUAUGGUGAAGAAAGCGAAGAAGACACCGGAAUUUGAUUUGGAUAUGCUUCAAGUGUUCAAAAAGGUCAAGGUGACCAUACCACUCCUUGACGCUAUCCAACAAAUUCCCAAGUAUGCAAAAUUUUUGAAAGACUUGUGUACACACAAGAAUAGGUUAGGAGAAUUGGAGACACUAUCCUUGGGUAGUUCGAUUUCUUCCUUGAUAGAACCUAUUCCAAAACAAUAUGGUGACCCUGGACCGUGCUUAGUGUCUUGUCGUAUUGGUGGAUACACAUUUCAUGAUUGUAUGUGUGACUUGGGAGCUUGUGUAAGCAUCAUGCCACUGUCCAUCUAUGUGCGGUUGAAUUUAGCUCCCUUGAAGAAGUCAGCGGCGAGGUUUGCCUUAGCUGAUAAAAGGGUGAUCACGGUAAUGGGGAUAGCUGAAGAUGUACUCGUGGCAAUUAAGGAUUUGGUUUUUACGAUUGACUUUUACAUCCUUGAGAUGCCUCCAACGGAAAGUAGAAGCUCAUCUUUCGUCCUACUUUGUAGACCCUUUCUCAAAACCUCCAAAUUCAAGUUGGAUGCCUUCACCGUUAUAUAUUCUUUUGGGGUUGGAGACAAGACUAUCAAGUUCAAUUUAGAGGAAGUCAUGAAACAUCCUCCUGAAGAACACUCCAUGCUCCGAUGUGAUAUGAUUGAUGAAGUGGUAGCGGAAGUGCAAGAAGAGAAUCAGGAAAAAUUGUGCUAUCCCACUGUUGAGGAGAUGGAUGACCAAGAGGAUGAACCCGAAGAAGUUGUCAAGAGUGAAAUCCAUGAGCUUGAUGGGAAGGAACCUCAUCUUGAGACAAAAAGUGAAUUGAAGCCCCUUCCAUCUCAUUUGAAGUAUGCUUUCUUAGAGGAGAACCAAAGAUUUCCGGUCAUUAUUGCUAGUGAGCUCUCAAGUGAAGAAGAAGGGAAGCUCCUAGAUGUUCUCAAGAAGCACAAGAAAGCAAUAGGAUGGAGCCUAGCGGAUAUUGUGGGAAUUGACCCCCGCAAGUGCAUGCAUAGGAUAUUUCUCCAAGAUGGAGCCAAGCCAGUUAGGCAACCGCAAAGGAGGCUCAACCCCACCAUCCUUGACGUAGUGAAGAAUGAGGUUACCCGACUGCUGGAUGCGGAUAUCAUAUACCCUAUUUUCGACAGUGAGUGGGUAAGCCCGGUUCAAGUUGCUCCCAAGAAGUCGGGCAUCACAACGGUCAAGAAGGACGACGGAGAAAUGGUCACUAAAAGAGUACAAAAUGCGUGGCAAGUAUGCAUUGACUAUAGAAGAUUGAAUGCCGCCACACGAAAGGACCAUUACCCCUUACCCUUCAUCGAUUAG